Molecule: messenger RNA, 2328 nt
Organism: Cydia splendana
Lineage: Eukaryota; Metazoa; Arthropoda; Insecta; Lepidoptera; Tortricidae
Exons: 12
Coding region: 250-2016 (588 amino acids)
Biological process (GO): regulation of RNA splicing
Molecular function (GO): RNA binding; metal ion binding
Source: RefSeq, a predicted model, not a curated record
UCUUUCUCUUCAUACGCCACGCUUCCGCCAUUUUGUUGUUGUUUGUUGGGUUUAACUGUACGGGACGGGCGCACGUUUAGUGUCAGUAAUGAUUAUUAUUUAAAAGUACAAAAACUAUGGAACUAAUGGUGGACAAAAGAGGACUUUCAGUAAUGACUUGAUUUUUUGUUAUAAUAUGACGCGGGACGCGCAAUGCUCAAAUAUUAGCUAACGACUGGCGGCCAGUCCAAUUUACAUAUCUGUUGCCUCAUGCUACCUCGGCAACAUCCACCAACAUCAGCGUUGGGACUAUUCAAAUCUCCGUCCUCUUCUGAUUCUGGAUCUGGAGAUACUCAAAACACCGAACAAAUCUGCCGUGAAUACAUCAGGGGCAAUUGCACCAAAUAUGGACGGUGCAAAUAUCGCCAUGAGUUCGAUACAAAUAGAAUGAAAGAGAUCUUGCAGUUUUGCCACGACUAUCAAAACCGAAACGACUGCACACGUAAAAAUUGUAAAUUUAUUCACGCCAGCAAAGAAGAGCAUAAUACGUUUCUUGCUACAGGGCAAAUCCCUCGCGUGCUAGCUGAGAAACACGCCGCCUCGGCCGCUGCCGCUUCCAACAUGCAAUCGAACGCAGCUAAUGCCGAGACAAUUCCACAAAUAGCUAUGUUUAUCAGCGAAUCGUACAUGUCGCAACCGCCGCCCGCUCCCUGGCCGCCGCUGCCACCUCCGCAAGCCGUGCUGCAGCCGGUGACGACCGCGCCGCCGCCGCCGCCGCCCUCGUCAUCGCCGCCCCGGCACGCCGCAGGCCCAUCAGCCCAACAGCUCCCUCCGCCGUCCGCUCCCGCGCCUGGUGUUUCUCAACAUCGCCCGGUAGCCACAGCUUACUCUGCAAUGCCACAAACAUUAUUCUCAAUCAAUCAGCCCGCGGUUGUGGUACCGGAAAAGUUUGACCCGUCGAAGCCGCCCCCGCCGCUGCCGGCGCACAUGCAGCCCACUAACAACGGCCCCUUAAAAAGAAAAGUGGACACAAACGGAAACGCUGCAACAAGCAAGAUUCGGAAGCCCGAUGGCCCUGAAGUGUCAGAGCAACACUGCGAAUGCUGUGUCCAGCGAGAAUUAAGAAUUGACGGGUACAAGCAGCAGAUGGAAGCCUUGCACAAUGAGGAAGAGACGCAAAUAUUAUUGUACAAAAAGAAAUUACAGGAGUAUGAAAUUGGGAGAGACAUUUUAAAGAAACUCGUUGGACCAGAACUGUUCGCCGUAUUUGACAAUCUGAUUGAGGGGGCCCAGGCACCACAGUUGGAUAAUUCAGUAUCUUUUAAUUCGGAUUCAUCAACUGUGUCUAAGCAGGCUGUUAUACAGCUAUUUAACAUGCUGCUCGGCGGCGGCACCAGAAAUAUCAUCGAUCCGGUUCCUUCAACAUCCCAUAUGGACGAAACAUUGCAGUCCCUUACAAGACGGCAUAAUGUUAGCUAUUCUAAUGCUGGACCAGAUUUGAUAAAAUUCGUCACGGAUACAUUAAGGAGUAGUAAUACAGCAGAGAGGUCACCGUCAGUAGAAGAACGCCCAAGUGAACCGACGCUAAAUAACAGAACAAAUGGCUAUUUAGCAAACGGGCGAAAACCUCACACUAACACAAGCGAACCUACAAGGUAUGGCGCAGCCGCUGGUUACGCCGGGCCGAGCGUGCAGGUUCCAGACUUCGGAGGCCGUGCGCACCAAGCGAUGCCCAACUACGCCGUGGCGGGCCCUAGCGGGUAUGCAGGCGCCCCUCCGGCCGCCCCGCCGCCCGCCGGCUACAUGUACCACCCGGCCGUCCCGCCACCGAACCGGCAUUACUACCCUCAGAACCCUGCUGUCUCAGGUACUGUGGGCAUGCAGUACAAUGGCACAGAAAGAGCGCCCGGUCCGGGCCCGGUCCAAGGGAUGCAGGCACCUGCUGUACCAGGAGCGCUCCGACCGGCGGCAAAUGCUCCAAAUUACAAUUAUAUGGCUCGGUAUCCUCAGCCGCCUUACUUCCCACCUUACCAAUAGCCUCUGCAAUCCGCAAGCUGUGGAUCAAGUGGUGGCAUUUUCGAGAAGGACAAUUUUAAACUAAAGAAACACUACACGUGCUAGUAUUACCUAACUACGGUUUAUAAUGUGAUGUGACUGCCAGUGUGAACUUAGUGGAGUGCAGUUGUAUUUACCUUAAGACGAGACGUGUAAAUACUCUAUAAUGUUAGAUACUUAUACCUAUUUAGUUUAUAAGCGUAGGUAUACUUUAAUUAAUAUAAGUAUAAGUGAAUAAUUUUUACAAUAGAUUAUAAUGUUGUUGUUAUUAAAUAUCUACAUAAUAUAAAAUUA